Paralichthys olivaceus (Japanese flounder) is the source of this 2465-nucleotide messenger RNA. NCBI's taxonomy places the organism in Eukaryota, Metazoa, Chordata, Actinopteri, Pleuronectiformes, Paralichthyidae. The record is from RefSeq and is a predicted model, not a curated record.
CCAAUGGGAACGUGGAGGCCAAAGUGGUGUGUUUUUACCGGCGCAGGGACAUCUCCGGCACACUCAUCGCCCUGGCAGACAAACAUGCAAGGGAGCUGGAGGAGGAGAUGGAGAAUCCAGAGAUGGCGGACCUCCCUGAGAAACAGAAACACCAGCUCAGACACAGAGAGCUGUUCCUGUCCCGCCAACUGGAGUCUCUACCUGCCACACACAUCAGGGGGAAGUGCUGUGUGACUCUGCUGAAUGAGACUGAAGCCCUGAAGUCCUACCUGGACAGAGAGGAUGCCUUCUUCUACUCGCUGGUGUAUGACCCUCAGCAGAAGACUCUGCUGGCUGAUAAGGGCGAGAUCCGCGUUGGGAACAAGUACCAGGCCGACAUCACCGACCUCCUGAAAGAAGAUGAGGGCGACGGCAGAGAGCUGGAGAAACUAGAGGAGAAGAUCUGGGACCCAAACAGCUCACUGACAGAGAAACAGAUCGACCAGUUCUUAGUUGUUGCUCGGUCAGUCGGCACAUUUGCCAGAGCGUUGGACUGCAGUAGUUCUGUGCGGCAGCCGAGCCUUCACAUGAGCGCAGCUGCAGCCUCCAGAGACAUCACCUUGUUUCAUGCCAUGGACACACUCCACGCCACGGGCUAUGACAUGACUCGAGCAAUCGCAGCGCUCGUGCCUCAGGGUGGGCCCGUCCUCUGCAGGGAUGAGAUGGAGGAGUGGAGCGCCUCUGAGGCCAACCUGUUCGAGGAGGCACUAGAGAAAUACGGCAAAGAUUUCACCGAUAUCCAACAGGAUUUUUUGCCCUGGAAGUCCCUGACGAGUAUUAUUGAGUAUUACUACAUGUGGAAGACCACAGACAGAUAUGUACAGCAGAAACGAUUAAAAGCAGCUGAGGCAGAAAGCAAGUUGAAGCAGGUCUACAUCCCGAACUAUAACAAGCCAAACCCCAACCAGCUGAGCAACAACGUAAAACCGCCUCUGGUGAACGGAGCAGCGGUCGCAGGGGUCCCAGGACCUCCAGGCUCGGUCCAGACCCCCGGCCUGGGCAGAGCCUGUGAAAGCUGCUACACCAGCAGCUCCUAUCAAUGGUACUCGUGGGGACCUCCCAACAUGCAGUGUCGCCUGUGCGCGUCAUGCUGGACCUACUGGAAAAAGUACGGAGGGCUGAAGAUGCCCACGAGACUGGAGGGAGAGAGGCCCGGACCCGCUCGCAGCAUCAUGAACCCCCAUGGCCUCCCCAUGCGCCACAGCGGCAGCCCCAAGUUUGCGGUGAAGACGCGACAGGCCUUUUUCCUGCAGACCACCACGGUGACGCGGAUGACUCGCCGCCUCUGCCAGGAUAUCAUACGACCGCGGUACCUGGCCAGGCACCCAUACCUCCCCGUCAACACAGCAGCCAUCAAGGCCGAAUGUGCCCUGCGGGUGCCAGAGGGGCCUAAAAAGCCUUCACCACUGAAACCUGUGGAACGUAAACCUCUGGAGUCUGUGGUUCGAUAUUUAGAAGCACACCCCUGUCCAGUCAAGCCCAACCCUCCAAUCCGCGGGGCGUCCAUCUCUACAGGCAGCCUGACGCCCAUAAAAUCCUCCCCCAUCCUCAACAACGGCUCCCCCACCAUCCUGGGCAAACGCUCCUACGAACAGCACAACGGACUGGAUGGCUCUAAAUCUAAAGUCCUGGCUCCUCAGUGGGACAUCAUGGCCAAGCGGAUGAGCGAGGUGGGGCGAUCUUCGGCCUCGCUGCAGGACGAGAUACACGAACUGGACUGAACGCUCAGAGGAACAACCUCUACUGCAAACCUCAGUCAGAGGGGGGGGGGUGAGAUGGAACGUGUUUUCCACUGAAGUCGAGGGCAGCUGAGUGAAGACGAAGCUGAGAGGAGACGACAACAUGGGCCACAUUUCUUCAGCCAGUACGAGUCUGUGAGGCGACUGACGAGCGAUCCAUCGAUAAUCGAUCAGUGUGGCUGUGGUCAAUCAGAGGACUGACUGUACAGGACUGUGUUUAUUACUCACAUUUCUUGUUAUUACUGUCAUUGUAAUUAUUGUUAUUGUUAUUAUAAGUUUUUUUUUUUACCAACUAUAACUCAGCUUAUUGUUUGUCGAUCAAACGAAGGAACUUUUAAAGUUUCAUAAAAAAUGCUUGCUAACCCCUGUGGAAACGGGUGGAAGGACUGUAACAUAAGCCACUUGCAUCUUCUCUAUGUCUGUUUUCUUGUUUUCUUCUUUUUUCUUUAACAAUUUCAAUUCAACGAGGAGACGCACUUUGAUUUCAGUGACACACGUUAACUCCUCGUCUUUUGGUUUCGAUGAAUUCGAAUUCGCUUUACGGGAAAUCUUAGGUUUUGUGAGCCGGCCCUGAUCUUCGGCCAGAGAGGUUUAACUUAUUGAGAAAGACUUGCUGUUUUUUCUACCUUUUUCACAAGUAAUGCAUCUAUGCUUCAAUAAUGUAAUUAAAAAAGACAAUUGAUUUUC